Ceraceosorus bombacis is the source of this 1497-nucleotide messenger RNA. NCBI's taxonomy places the organism in Eukaryota, Fungi, Basidiomycota, Exobasidiomycetes, Ceraceosorales, Ceraceosoraceae. The record is from the annotation of a GenBank genome assembly.
AUGGCAACCACGUCCGCCACCGGCGGCGCGCUUGAGCCUGCUGGUGCAUCUCCUCGAAGACCGCGCCUGCGUCAGAAGACGGAUCUUGUAGGCGCACAACCUCGUGAGCUUCUGAAAGAAAGGUCGCUUGCAGAAGGGGAGCCUGCGUCUGCCACAUCACCAACAUCUUUGCGCUCAUACCAGACAUCCGGAUUCACAACUCGAUUUGGGACUGGAUGGAUGGCACCCACUGCUUCCAGCUCGCAGUCUGUUGCUAAAGAAGGACACCUUGGCAGAGCAAACGGAGAGCGCGGACAGCGACAGCCUUCGUCCGAUGCAUUCAUCGACAUGGUUCGAAGGUCAUCCUCUCAGCAAAGCCACGCCAGAACCCCUUCGCGCCCUCUACUCAGGACGCGCAGCCCAUCGUCAAACGGCAGCGAAGUAUCAGCAGAUCAACAGCCAUGCUCGCCCAUCCGCUCCAAAGCUCCUUCCAUCUCGUCCCGUCAUUCUCAGAGCCCCAAAUCUGAGAGCGUGACGCUGACGAUGAGCUCGCCACGCUAUACCAGUAUGAUGACGUCCAGACCGCAGCGUCGCUCCUCCCUGGCACCCUCAGAGGCACCAAUGACGCAAGACAAUGCAGCUUUGAGCGACAUGGCCUACUUUUCCAUGCGGGACAAGGCAGAGGAAAAGGCUGCAAAGGCGGGGAGCUCGAGCAGUGUGGACGCAACAUCCGCAUGUGGCACAAGCAACGUCGGCAACGUCGGCACCGUCUCACCUGGCUCAGAAGUCACGCUUGUCCCAAUCUCUGAGGAUGGCCGAUCCUUUCGAUUUGUGGAGCGUAGCAGCAACGACGCUUGCGCAUCUUUGGCAAGCACACAUGCGCAUGUGCGCAGCCGCAGCGAUGCGGCUGCCAAUAGGUCUUCAAUGAAGAAGGCUGCUUCUGUCCAAUCAUGGCUCAAAAAGACCACGGAUGUUGGCGAGGACGACGCGAAUGAAGGUGGUCAUGCCCGUGACCCAUUGAGUGCAUUGAUUGGAGAACGUCACGCUGCACAUGGAAGAGACGGCGAUCCAAAAGACCUUGAUGAGCGUCGUGCCUCGGAUGGAAGUGCAGGGUUGAGCAUAGGAAGACGCGGCUACUCGGGUUCCUCGCAAGACAACUCCUCGGCGGAUUGGAUGUCGACAGACUCGGCCUCUUCCGCUUCCUCUCUUCAUCCCGCAGCGCUCUCGCCUGAUGGCUUUCGGCAAGAUGCUGGCGACGGCUCCUCUUGCCCUGCUCUGUCCUCAAGUCCGGGUCUGACGGACGCGGGAGAUGUGAGCACGAGCGAUGCGCUCACUGAAGCUUCAUCCCUACCCACGCCUAGCUUCUGCGAUGGGCUGGAAUUGGACAAGGAUUCGCUACACACCAUCGAGCGUCUGCAUCUCGAUGAUGCGUGCGACAAAGGAGACAUGCACAAAUCGAGCAGUCGGGCUAUGCCUGAUUCCAUGCUUGCGACUCGUGUUCGCCCUGCUCUCAGCUGA